GCCUCAUUUGAUUGCAAGAUGAUUUAUCUUUCUGCGGUGACACCACUCACUAGGAUUAGGCUCUAAACGGAUCAAACAUGAAUCCGUUGGUCUUUGCUGUCCUUUCAGUUUUCUUCGUGUCUUCAAUUAGAAUCCAGUCUACAUCUACUCCUCCUGUGAGCGAUGACACCCAUAACGAGUUCACGUGGACUGCAUUCAAGAAGGUUUCCGCCGAUUACAAGGAAAACUUCGUCAUGUCACCGUAUUCGCUGCGUCGGCUAUUCUCAUGCUUCCAGGGUGUUAAGCUCUUUUCCGCUGGGGUUGGUACAAACCUCCAGCAGGAGCUGAACAGUGUGUUGAACAUCGUACCCAACCAACAACCAUCCGGUCAAGAUCAUCGGCCGUACGUUGACCAGUGGUUGCGAUAUGCAAACGCCAAACAGCUCAACAGGACGGCCAUGGCAGUGGCAAUCGGGAAUGAAAAAGCUUCGUCCAUUUUCGACAGCAUUAUCAACUACUGUGUGGUCUAUACAGGAUAUCUUCAACCGUCCGAUGGUCAGAGAAUGGGACAGGUUGUGAACGAUGCGUUGAAGAAAAUCACCAACAACUCCGUGCUGAAUUACCUCGCCGAUACGGACAUCAACCCGAAUUGGAAGUUUUUCGCGAUCGAUUCGUGGCAGUUUGAUGGUUUGUGGAAGUAUAAGUCUCAGGAAGAGUUUACGGCGACUUGUAAUUUCUACGCUAGUAAAGAUGACAAGAAACUGACCAAGUUUUUGUAUUUCGAAGAAGUGUUUAAGUAUGGAUACUUUCCGGAGCUGAACAUUCAAGCUGUGGAGUUGCCUUAUCAUGACAAGAGUCCGCUGUCCUGCCUCCUGAUGAUGCCUUUGAAUGGAGGGGUUGAUUCUCUUGUCAAUUCGAUGAAUCAGUCGCGUUUCAAAGAAGUCGUAUCGAAGCUAAUGCCAACCAAGACUACAGUUCGUCUACCUCAAUUCGGAUUGAAAACUACGGUGCCCGGAAGACAGCUGCUGGAAUCUAUGGGAAUGAAGACGCCAUUCAAUCAGGGGGUGUUCAAGGUGUUCGAACAGGGUCAGGAUGUUGCUCUUGGCGAAAUUGUCCAGAAGAUGGAGAUAAAUAUGUCAGGCGAUGGAGAAAUACAAGGUCAAAAAUUUCCCGACAAACAGCAGGACAAGCUAUUCACGGCAAAUCAACCGUUCAUGUUUGUAAUUUUCGAUCGAAGUGAAGUGGUACCGGUUCUGGUUGGUCACUAUCUAAAAGCGCCGCCGGAUGCAGCGAUGGGACUGGCAGAUUUGCAAAAAUGCGAUGAUCCACCCGUUGGGUAUCAAUAGUGCAUAAUGAAAGCACAAGUGAUAUACCGGCAAUAAAUGGCUCAAUGAUUUCCAACAUAAAAAGAUGAGUGUGAUUGAAAGAGUGUAAAAACUUCGUCGACAUUCUCAAUGGUUAACUACAAAUGAAUACUAUUGAUUCUGAAUUGCUUGUACACAACAUUUCCAGAUGCUUUAUUCUACAUAGCUUGAAUAAUGACCUAUAAAUACAAUUUCCUUGGUUGAAUCCUUGCGAAUUACAAAAAUAAAUGGUCCAUCAACAACA
Aedes albopictus (Asian tiger mosquito) is the source of this 1587-nucleotide messenger RNA. RefSeq names its product leukocyte elastase inhibitor-like. NCBI's taxonomy places the organism in Eukaryota, Metazoa, Arthropoda, Insecta, Diptera, Culicidae. Bases 78 to 1325 code for a protein of 415 amino acids. The record is from RefSeq and is a predicted model, not a curated record. The transcript has 3 exons. Gene Ontology annotation, molecular function: serine-type endopeptidase inhibitor activity.